AAAUGGUGAGCAUUCAGACGACACAUUUGUGUAGUUGUAGAAAGUGGUGAUUUCCUAUCUCAAAUUUGGAGGGAAUAUCAAAAGUUGACCGAGUCUUUUCCCUCUCAAAUAGCCACGCCCUAUUUGACUAGAUUGUGACAUUCAGACAACAUUUAAAUGUUGUCUAAAUGUGGGGAUUGUUUUAAAAUUUCCCAAGUUAUUUUGACUUGUGCUAUUUGACAUAUAUCCCUCGCAAUUAAGUCACUUUCGAUCUGUCCUUGCCUUGUCAUCACAUACUAGAUCUCUCAGCUCGACCUAGAACGUUAACCCGGCCGCAAAAGCCCAAACACCAACCUCGCUCUCUCCGACCUGACCUCGUCCUUCAACGACCCGAGCCACCUUCAGCUCCUUCACCGACCCAGAACUGCCUCGAUCGACGACGACCACGAUCUCCUUCAGCGAGCUCCCCGACCUCGUCCUCCCCGACCUCAUCCUUCAACGAUCCGAGCCACCUUCAGCUCCUUCACAGACCCAGAACUGCCUCGAUCGACGACGACCACGAUCUCCUUCUUCGAGCUCCUCCGACCUCUUUGUACGACCUGAGCUCGUUCUCCGACCCGACCUCGUCCUUCAACGAUCCGAGCCACCUUCAGCUCCUUCAUCGACCCAGAACAGCGAACUCCUUCAGCGAGCUCAUUCAAUGACCUGACCACGAACUCAUUCUCCUACCUGAGCUCCUCAUUGUCCGACUUGAGCCGGCCCGAGGUCGUUCUCCGACCUGAGCUCCUUCUCUGACCAUCGCCUCCUCCAGCUCAUUCUCCAACCAUCGCCUCCUCCAGCUCGUUCUCCAACCAUCGCCUCCUCCAGCUCAUUCUUCGACCUGAGCCGUAUCGAGCUUGUUCUCCAACCCGAGCCGCCUCGAGGUCAUUCUCUCUCUUCUCUUCACCAAUACAAUCACUAAUUAAUCUUUUCACCACGGAGGUAACAUUUAAACUUAGUAUCUUACGAAUUUCAGAUUGAAUUGAUCCUUUUUUGAGUUAUUGGGUUAUAAAAAGAUUAUUUAGGUUGUUGUUUGGUCUCUGGGGCUGGUUUUUUUAGAUCCGAGAUAAACAAAUGAUUCCAACGUUUGAUUUGUGUUAAUGGGUUUGUGAUUGAUCCACCAGAGCAUUGUUGGAAUCGAAUUAAUUGUUGGUGGGCUUGGUUGGGUUGGCUGUAUAUCUUUGGAUGUAUCUAGUUAUCACCUUAGAGCAGGAUCGGCUUGUGAGCUGUAGCCAACUUGUUUCUGGGUUUUCUCAGAAUUCGAUUUGCUUCCACUUGGUUGUUUGGUUAGCAUGGUUUAAUAUAGCUUGAGAAAUUUGAUUUGGGUUUGUGAAUUCUGAUUUGUUUUUAGAAUCCAAAUGAAUUUUGAUUGCAGGAAAUAAGCUAAUACAUGAAUUUUGGGGUCAGUUCCGGGCUUAACUUUUGUUCUUUAAGCUGAUGCUGUUUUUGAAGAUUAUGAUUUCCGGGCUUAACUUUUGUUCUUUAAGCUGAUGCUGUUUUUGAAGAUUAUGAUUUCCGGUGCACUGGCUUCUGGCAAAGGAACUCAGUGUGAAUUGAUUGUCAAGAAGUCUCUACUUCGGCUUUCACAUCCAGAUUAAUGGAGCUCUGCAGCGACUAGUAGAGCUAUUUUCGAUUCGGAUAUUGUAGACGGCGGCGGAACGGUGAAGGUUCAUUGAAUCUUGUCUUGGUGUUAGUUUUCUUUGGAAUUUUGUUGAAACAGACGAAAAGAAAAGAAGAAGAAGAGGAGGAAGAAGAGAAGAAGAAUAGGGAGACGGGAAGAAAUUGAUGCUCAAUUCCAACAGAAAUUGAGUAAACUGAUCAUCCUAGGUAUAAGGCAAGGACAACAACUGCUCUCAAAGUUCCAGAGUUUUAACUUGAGAGUGAUCCUCUGUCUAUUUAUACUCAAAUAUGUAAUAGUGCGUUGCUAAGCGUUAUGUUGACUUUGGAUUACAGCUUAUAGGCGCUGAUCUUAUGUCAAUACUUGGCCUUUACAAAUUUGUUCAGGGAAACUUGGUGGAACAAAAGGAUUUGCGAAGGAAGGCUCACUGCUAGUACUAGUGUAGAGAAAAACAGAAGGCUUUUUUUCUGUAAAUUUCUGGUCAUGGCUCCAUCUGCAAGCACAUCGAAAGUUGCUAGAUCUAUAGCCUUAAGGAUAAAGGCGGUGCAGAUGAAACGUAGUAGAAAAACCGUAUCUGAACCACCUAUUACUUCUCCAAAUCGUAAACCUGCUACCCCCAAGGAAGCUGAAGCAAGCCUGACAGAAGCCAACAAGGCUACCCUCCCUAGGAGAAGUCCGCGAAAACAUAAAGCUACUCAGUCCAGCAAGGAUGCAUCCGCCAGGAGAAGUAUGCCACCGCCUAAAGCAGGAAAUUCCAAGAAGGCUGUGGCAGCAAAGAAGUCAUCGUCCGGUCAUAAGUCUGCAAAGAGCAAGUCAUCAGAGGAUUCUGAUGAUGAUGAUGAUAACAUCACUGGUGGAUUGAGGUUGCUUAAGCGAGGGAUGGUAACCAUGAAUAAAAUUACUAGGCGACUGAUUCGAGGAAAGAAGCUAAAGGUGAAUUCUAAUGCUGAUGGGGAGCCAAUUGGGAAGGCAGCUAAGGAGAUGCAGUCAUACAUUGGGGUGUUGGCACGCACCAAGAUCCCAAUAUCUAUAAAUGAUUGGAGAAAUGUGCCUUUGGAUGAAAAAGACAAGAUUUGGAAUAGUAUUCAGGAUGCUUAUGUGGUGCCAAAAGAAUGGAAGAAAUUGGUGAUUACAUCAGCCGGCCAUAAAUGGAGAGAGUUCAAGAGCAAACUAAUGAACUGGUACAUUAUUCCCUAUCUGGAUUCUCCUGAACUUUUACAGUUCCCUCCAGAUGAUUAUCGAUCCAUUGAGGUAUCUGAAUGGAAUACGUUCGUGGCUGAUAGAACUUCACAACAAUUUCAGGUACUCCGUGAAAAGCAGAAAAAAAAUAGGAAGGAGAAUAAGUAUCCUCAUCGAAUGUCACGGAAAGGAUAUGCUAACUUCCAAGAAGAACUGGCUGAAAAAAUACCGAUUGAAGAAUUGGAUCGUGCUACGAUGUGGAUAAAGGCCCGGCAAGACAAGAGCGGCAACUUCAAAGGGCCAGCAGUGAAGAAGAAGGUCGAAAAAAUUGAAGGUUUGAAGAGGAAAGUGUUUGAAGGAGAAAUCAACCCUGAAGGAACAGAUGAUGUUCUGACUUUGGCGUUGGGAAAUCCUGAGUAUCCUGGUAGGGUACGUGGUGUUGGUGGCUUCGUCAACCCUUCGGCAUAUUUUCAUCUACCUAAACGCCAAAUGCUAAAUGUAGAAGAUAGUGUCAGGGUAAGUGUUAAGAAGAUACUAGCAGAAGAGAAAGAAAAUAUCAUUGCUCAGGAAAGAGCCAAAUGGGAGUUGGAGAUGGAGCAACAAAUUGCUAGGGAAAGAGCCGCUUGGGAGGAAAGGUUUCAGAAGUUAGAAGCGAUGGUUAAUGGGAAAGAGAUGCCAGCUGACUCACCCAAACCUGUGACACCGCUGAAUGAUUUAGGCUCUGGCCAAGGCAGCUGUUCAAGGCACCUUGAAAAGGCUGGUUUGAAAGCAAUUGAAAUUGAAGCUGCCAAAACUGCCAAGAAGAAGUUAGAUUUAAGGGAGGACCAGCAGAAAGUAGUUGAGGAGAAUGAAGUCUUUGUGGAUGGGGAGCUGAACAUCAAACUAACCUCGAUUAUUGAGGAGGAGGUUAGAAAUGAUUUAACUCCGAAAAAAAAUGCAGUUGUGGAGCAAGUGCAAGUGCCUCAGGUUCAGUCCACCAAUAUUGUCCAGUCAGGGUGUAAACUUGCGAUAGAUUCAUUGGACAACAUAGUGGCUGAAGGAACGAUCAUUCAAGUGGAUGUUGACUCCAGCAAGCAAACUAUCCAUGGUGUUCCAUUGGCUGAGGAAAAUGUCCGAGUAUCGAUCACCAAAUCUAUUGUUGCUAAUGCUUUGCUACCAAUUCCUAUUAAUGAUGAGAUUCUGUUUGUCCGCGAUGCAAUUGGUACAUGCAUUGCUUGGCCUAGAGACUGGGUUAUACCCACUGCAGCUGAUGCAAAGCGGGAAAAGAUUAAGGUUGUGAGGAGGAAAAAGAAGGAUAUAUAUGAUGAUUUUUUUGAUCAUGAUGAUUUGGACAAGCUGCCACCCAAUUUGCCUCCACCACUUGAGACGUUGGCCACAUGGGCUAAUGAUAACUUGAAGGAUGGGAUCACCAUCCACACAACCUUAGGCGAGGAAUUAUUUGGAUAUCUAAAAAAGGUCGCCAUCUUCAGAAGGGAUGUGUAUGCCAUGACCAACAUGAAGGAGGUUUCUGCCGGCUGCAUUGUGAUGUAUAUGAGCUUCCUUUAUCAAGUGUUGAAGAAAUCGAAGAUGCUUGACAUGAUUGGCUUCGUAGAUCCUGCUAAUACUGGUAUCAUUGGCUGUGGAAAUCCGACUGAACAGGCUCGUUCUUUGUCAGUUUCUUAUGAAAGAGGGAAGCCUGGUCAGAUUUUUUUGGUCCCCUAUAAUUCAGGCGGUCAUUGGAUGUUGACGGUGGCAAACCCCACUGAAGAAGUUGUGUAUUUCAUGGAUCCGCUAAAGAGGCGACUCAUCACCGGUGAAUGGAGAACUAUUGUGGACAACUCCAUCAAAAUAUUCAAUGCCCAAAAACAUAGGAAAGGCCGAAAGACAGUUCAAUGGAAAAACUGUGCAGGCAUUCCGGAGCAGAUGGGUGAUAAGACUUGUGGUUAUUGGAUUAUGCAUUACAUGAGGGAUAUAGUGGAGGACAAAAACCAAGAGUGGAGUGCUAAGUGGGAAAGAAAAGCAAAUCACUAUUACACAAUGGAGAAUGUUGAUGCUGUCAGGGCAGAGUGGGCAAAGUAUGUUAUGAAGUUCAAAGAUAACUAGUGCAUGUGUAGGUUAACUAGUAGUUGAAGAUAUGUAGCACCAACUUUUGGACAUGCAAAGUUGAUAUAUAUAUAGGCCAGAUUUUGAUUGCAGUACUGCUAGCUAUUUUGCUAUAUUGUUUAGUUGGUUGCCCACAUUGUGUAGUGCUUUUGGUUUAUUAGCAAGCAGUACUGCAUGUAUAUAUUUUGCUGGCUGCCCAGAUUAGUAGAUAUGGGUCAUUUAGAACUGAUGCUAAUCGAUGAUUAGGUUUGUGUACAUGAGACGACAAUGGUGGAUUAAUGGAAAUUGCAAUAUGAUUUUGG
Messenger RNA from Rosa chinensis, 5199 nucleotides. RefSeq lists its product as uncharacterized. Gene Ontology annotation, biological process: proteolysis. Lineage: Eukaryota; Viridiplantae; Streptophyta; Magnoliopsida; Rosales; Rosaceae. The record is from RefSeq and is a predicted model, not a curated record. The transcript has 18 exons. The coding region runs from base 2120 to 4897 and encodes 925 amino acids. Gene Ontology annotation, molecular function: cysteine-type peptidase activity.